GCCCCCUCCCCGUGACAGUGGGAACGAAUCAAAAUAAAUAAAUAAAAACAACACGGAAGUUAGGCACAACUCUAGUCAACACAAGAAAGGCCGAGACGGAAAAACGGAGAAGUCGUCUUCGGGAACCAGGCCUGCUAAGGAUGGAAGAUUGAAGUUGGAAGAGAGAAUGAAUCCGUUUUAAUUUAUGUAUUUAUUGUUCAUGUUCACUGACAUUUUAACGGCUUAUCUUCUACUACAAUGAGUGUCUCAUACAACCUAUGUAACCUCAUAGUGCUCUGCCUCAUAGCAGGCAGCAAUUUCAAACCCGCAUCCUCUUCUGCUCGAUGUGGUCAUGCCCCACAAAUACUGGACGGUAAGCAGGGGGAUAUCACAAGCUCGUCCUACCAUAACUGGUCCUACCGCUUCGGGUCCAUCUAUGACUGCUGGAUUAUCCAAGGGAACGAGGAUGAGCCCAUCAUUCUCAGCUUCUCCCAGUUCUCGACGCGCUGCAAGAAGGAAUGGGUGUCCCUGAAUUCGUCGUUGCCGGGCCGUGAGCCGGUGGUCCUCUGCGGCCCCACGUUGCCCGACCCCAUCGAGUUCCCCGGGGGUAACGUCACGGUGAUGCACCACUUCCUGCCCCACCUGUUUCCUGUGUCGUCCUUCCUGCUGAGCUACAGCAGAGACAGCGUCGAGUGCCCGCCGGCCUCCUUUGAGUGCGCCAGCGGCCGCUGCCUCCCCCUGUCCUGGCGCUGCAACGGCCGGGUGGAGUGUCUGGGGGAGGGGCUCGGCGCCGACGAGCGGGGCUGUGACGGGGAGGAGGAGGAGGAGGACGACGACGACGCCAAGCCCCUGCAGGGAGGAGGAGGAGGAGGAGGAGGAGCCGAGAGGAACGCCACCUCCACGCGGCGCCAGCCCCAGACGACGGUGGGCCUCGACGAGGAGGACCUGUGGUCCCAGCUGAUGGAGAAGGACGGCUACAGCCGGGAUGACUACCAGCCCUGGGCGGAGCCGAGGCCCGCCCCCCCGCCCUCCAGCAGGCAGCCCAACGCCACCCGGCCCCCCCCCUCGGCGGCGGAGGACUGGCCCUGCGGGGGGGUCCUGCAGACCUUCUACGGGACCUUUGCCCCGCCUUUCAACCGCGGGGCCUCGAUGGUGUGCGUCUGGACCGUGGACCCCCAGGACCCUCGGCCCUUGAAGCUGGACCUCCAGCAGCUGGAGCUGGGCCCCAGGGACAGGCUAGCCAUCUACAACCGCCAGGAGGGCUCCGGAGAGGUCAUCAAAAUCGUGACCAGCAGCUCCAACUACAAGUCUGUGCAGGUGGAGUCGCGGACGGGCCUGCUGUCGCUCUCCUACCACGCCGCGGCCGGCUCCCCGGGCCGCGGCUUCAACGCCACCUUCCGCGUGGGCGGCUACUGCCCGCCGUGGGAGCAGCGCUGCGGGGGCUCGGCGGGGGGGUGCUUCACCCGCGAGCAGCGCUGCGACGGCCGCUGGGACUGCCCCGAGACGGGGCGCGACGAGGCGGGCUGCCGGGGCUGCGGCCGCGAGCAGUUUGCGUGCGGGGGCGGAGCCGGGCAGCGGACGGCGGUGCCGGCGUCGGUGGCGGGUCGCAUGAUGGGGCGUCCCGUGUGCUACCCGGCCGUGGAGAGGUGCAACUACCAGCUGUACUGCGCCGACGGCAGCGACGAGAGGGACUGCACCGUGUGCCAGCCCGGGACCUUCCACUGCGACAGCGACCGGUGUGUGUUUGAGAGCUGGCGCUGCGACGGCCAGGUGGACUGCAAGGACGGCACGGACGAGCUCAACUGCACCGUAGUCCUGCCCCGCAAGGUCAUCACCGCGGCGACCGUGGGCAGCCUGGUGUGCGGCCUGCUGCUGGUCAUCGCCAUGGCGUGCACCUGCAAGCUCUACUCCCUCAGGACCCGCGAGUACAGCAUGUUCGCUCCAAUCAGCCGCCAGGAGGCGGAGCUCAUCCAGCAGCAGGCCCCGCCCUCCUACGGUCAGCUGAUCGCCCAGGGCGUCAUCCCGCCAGUGGAGGACUUCCCUACAGAGAACCCCAAUGAGGCCACCUCCCUCUCCCUGCGGGGGAUCCUCCAGCUGCUGCGGCAGGACACGGCCGCCUCCCCCCGCCGCCGCCGCCGCCCGCGCUUCGUCCGCCGCGCCGUCCGUCGCCUGAGGAGGUGGGGCUUCCUCCCGCGCACCCCCUCCAGGCCCGCCCACGCCGCCGGCUCCGCCUCCUCCGGUCAGCCGGGCCAGGCGGACGGCUCCUCCUCCUCCGCCGCCGGGGCCCCUCCCCCGGCGUCGACCACCGGCGUCUCCCUGGCGGUGGAGGCCGUCAACCAGCCCGUGCCGCACAAGCUGGGCCUGUUGGCGCAGGCCACGCCCACUUCCCCUGCCCAGGCCGACUCCCCGAUGUUCUCCGCCCCGUCCCCGCCGCCCCCUCCCUACGCCCCCCCGGCGCCCGACGCGGAGGCCCCCCGCACGCCCCCCCACGGCGGCCAAGGCCCCGCCCCCGCCCCCGCGCCCAGCAGCCCCUCCCUGGCCUCCAUCUUCCAGUCGCUGGGCCAGAGGAUCUCGCUGUUCAGGCCCUCCCCGUCCUUCUCCUCGUCCUUCUCCUCGUCCAACUCCAUGCCUCUGUCGGCGUCGCCCUCCUUCUCCACCACCUCCUGCUCCUCCUCCUCCACCUCGGACGACGAGGUGCUGCUGAUCCCGCUGGCGGAGGACGCCGUCUCCGAGGACGACGUGCCCAUGCUGACGUGAACCGGCGCCCCCUCCUGGUCACCUUGUUUUUAUUUUUAACUUUAUAAUCACGCUCACCUGACAAGCCACAAGCCAAUCAAAACCCAGCCAUUCCCUUCCCCCCACCGACCCCGCCCAACCCCGGGGUCUUCUACCACAGUAACGCCGGGACACCGGCCGCCCCGUUGAGUCUAUCUCUGUCUUCGUGUUUUUGGUUUCGAACUCAAGCGCAGGAUGCGGUGGCCACCAUGGGCAGGUCUAGUGCCUUUUUUAAAAAAAAAAGUUUUUAUUUUUAAAAUGGCUUUGUGCUAGAUUCAGCGACACAUGACUUCUUGUAUCCGGGGACUAAGUCAACCUUUUUUUUUUGUUUUAAUCUCUAAAGUAUUUGUGUGGGAUAGAGUUUGCCUGGCUGACGUGUGAGAGGGAGCCUGUGUGUCUUGAGUUCUGCUUCGAAUGAGCGCUUAACCACGCCGGGCUGUCUUUUUGUUUUUUAUUUUGAAGAAGGUUGAAUUUUUUUUUUUGCACAGAAUAAUAACGGACCCUAUUUGCUUGCUGUGGCUACUGUCAAAAUAAAUAUUAGUAGUCGUCAUUUUAGAAGACGCCAUACAUGGGUCUUUGUAUGACUAGUGAGGAAAUGCAUAUUUACAAACGCACGUGCAGUUUUGUGUUUGGGGAGGAUAUCUGUAGUCGUGGAGUAUGUUCAUAGAAUCGCUCCUGCUUAUUUCCGCAUCACCUUGUAUCAUGCUUCUGGUCAGAAAUCAAACAAAAUCAAUAUUCCUUAAUUAAGUGCCUUUACCACAAACCUUUCCCCGGCAGCAAUCUGAGGGGACAACCGAAACAACGGGGCACGACAAACAAUCUGUGCGCCCACAGAAACAGGAGCACAAUAGACGUCGUACCCGCCACCACUCCACACAGCGCAAGGCCACGCCGGAAAAGAAAUCAACGCAUGUCUAUAUCGCUAUGGCUACUAGCAAUAAAAUGUUCCUGUUUUCUAGGUUCUGGCGGGCUGUUUCGCGUGCACCAUUGCGCACCGCGGUUCCGGUAGGAACCCUGCAAUCAAGAGCUUUUCUGUCAGAAUGUAUGCAUGUGGUUUUGGUCAGAGCUAGACUAGAAGUGUCAAAGGACUUCAGGAAGGUCUGGACAAAACGGCCGCCCGGUGACACCGAAGGUGUGGGAAGAGUGAACGAGCCGCUACUUGAAUUGUCGACCCAGAAGAAGAGACGAUCGCUUCCCGUCAUGUUUUGGAUUCUACAAUGACGACGAGUGAACCAACUUGUAAUGUGCCAUUUGUUCCUGGAAUCCAUUUUAAUUGUUUUCACCCCUCGUUUAAAUUUUUGGGCGAGUCGUCAGUUCUUAAAAUGUUGCUUUAAUGAAUGUAUCGGCCUCUGAGAGACGUACUAUUUGGACUGUUGUUUAAACUUGUAAUAUUGUAGGCCUAAGCCAGGACGUGAUGUUUAUGAAUCACUAGGGUCAAAUUCACUGUACAUAAGUAAAAUGUGGCUCAGAUUAAAAAUAUUUUGCACUUUUA
This is a messenger RNA of Gadus morhua (Atlantic cod), 4246 nucleotides long. RefSeq names its product low density lipoprotein receptor-related protein 10 (gene lrp10). The coding region runs from base 238 to 2736 and encodes 832 amino acids. Gene Ontology annotation, molecular function: low-density lipoprotein particle receptor activity; protein binding. Gene Ontology annotation, cellular component: plasma membrane. The transcript has 10 exons. The record is from RefSeq and is a predicted model, not a curated record. Lineage: Eukaryota; Metazoa; Chordata; Actinopteri; Gadiformes; Gadidae.